UUCUAUGCAUUAUCAUACGUAUGGGGCGAUCCGGCGGCUGUUUGUGAUCUUGAAAUCAAUGGAACGGCAGCCAAGAUCGGAGAAAAUCUCCACGCUGCGUUGCAUUCCAUUCGAAAGAACACCAAGUUCCGGGUCAUAUGGGCCGAUGCCCUGUGCAUCAACCAGAGCGAUAAUGAGGAGAAGUGGUGGCAAGUACAGCAGAUGGCUGCGAUAUACUCUCGGGCCCGGGCGACGAUCUCCUGGCUUGGACCACCCUCUGAAGACUCCAAGUUGGCACUGGAAACCCUAGUUGAGCUUGGUAGAAAGACGUCUCAUUUCGUUCUGCAACUUGCCAGAGACUCAAGCCGUUGGAAUGCUAUUGCGAAUAUAUGCGCCCGCCUAUACUGGUCCAGGAUAUGGAUAUUUCAGGAGAUGGCAUGUGCG
This is a messenger RNA of Hyaloscypha bicolor E, 423 nucleotides long. RefSeq names its product heterokaryon incompatibility. The transcript has 2 exons. The record is from RefSeq and is a predicted model, not a curated record. The annotation marks the transcript as partial. NCBI's taxonomy places the organism in Eukaryota, Fungi, Ascomycota, Leotiomycetes, Helotiales, Hyaloscyphaceae.